AUGAAUUGCCCUUCACGCGUCGACCCGAUCAUGCCGGACGGAUGGAACCAGAAUCCUAACGCCCUCAAUGCCGAUUCAACGACGAGAGCGGAUAUGAACCGCAUCGCCAAUGCGCGCACGCGACAGGACCACCGGAUAGAUCCUGCAGACGGGGCUGCGAGCGAGAUGGAGCUGAGCGAACGACCUGCUGAAGAGGAGGGACUGGGCGGGCGCAGGGAGGGAGCAGGAAAGGGGAGUGUUGGUGUUGGAGAGAAGGGGUUCACGAGGAACACUGGCGCUGCGACUGCGGGCGAGGUUGCUGGUGGCGAGAACGGGGAUAUGCGAAGAGAGGGUUUGCGGGUGGGAGUGGUGGGCGGGCUGGGAAGAAAGUGCUGGCUGUACUGCGCAAGCAACUACGCUACCGACGUCGCUGCUGGGGCUUCGUUCCGCUUCAAACUCCUCUUCAUCGUCCUCAUGUCCAACAUCUUCGCAAUCUUCCUCCAGUCACUAUGCAUUAAGCUGGGUUCCGUCACCGGAAUGAACCUCGCUGAGAAUUGCAAGGCUCAUCUGCCCCCGUGGCUGAACUACGUCCUCUACUUCUUCGCGGAGAGUGCCAUCAUCGCUACUGACAUUGCAGAGGUCAUCGGCACAGCAAUCGCACUGAACAUCUUGAUCAAGGUCCCGCUAGUCGCAGGAUGCGCCAUCUCCAUUGUCGAUGUCCUCAUCAUCUUGAUCUUCUACCGCCCCUCGGGCUCCAUGCGCGCGCUGAGGACUUUCGAGAUCUUCGUCAUGUGUCUCGUGCUCGGUGUGGUGAUCUGCUUCUGCUUUGAGCUCAGCAAGAUAAAAGCGCCCGUGGGAGACGUGUUUCAUGGCUUUGUCCCGUCUUCCACGCUUAUACAGUCUCAAGCACUAUACCAAGCCUGCGGCAUCCUCGGCGCAACAGUAAUGCCCCAUUCCCUCUACCUGGGCUCGGGCAUCGUCCAGCCUCGCCUCCGCGAAUUCGACGACGCCCACCAACCCAACUCCACAGUCGACAUCCCCGACGAUGCCUCCAUCAACUCCGACAUUAAGUAUAAGCCCAGUUUGGCCGCCAUCCAGGCUUGCAUGUCCUACUCCAUCGCUGAACUCGCCAUCUCCCUCUUUACCUUCGCCCUCUUCGUCAACAGCGCUAUCCUCAUCGUCGCGGGCGCCUCCCUCUACGACCACCCCGAAGCCGACAACGCGGAUCUCUUCUCCAUCCACGACCUGCUCGCCCGCUCUAUCGCACCCGUCGCAGGGACGCUGUUCGCUCUAGCGCUGUUGCUGAGCGGCACGAGCGCCGGCAUCGUGUGCACGAUUGCUGGGCAGAUCGUCAGCGAGGGCCAACUGAACUGGACGGUGAAACCCUGGCUCCGGCGUUUGAUCACGAGAGCUAUCUCCAUUACGCCGAGUAUCAUCAUUGCGGGCGCGGUGGGAAGAGAGGGCCUGGGCAGGGCCCUCGAGGGCAGCCAGGUUGCGCUUAGAGCCAGUAUAUGA
Messenger RNA from Didymosphaeria variabile, 1494 nucleotides. RefSeq names its product NRAMP-like transporter smf-3 (gene SMF3). Bases 1 to 1494 code for a protein of 497 amino acids. Gene Ontology annotation, biological process: iron ion transport; intracellular manganese ion homeostasis. The transcript has 4 exons. The record is from RefSeq and is a predicted model, not a curated record. Gene Ontology annotation, molecular function: manganese ion transmembrane transporter activity; cadmium ion transmembrane transporter activity. NCBI's taxonomy places the organism in Eukaryota, Fungi, Ascomycota, Dothideomycetes, Pleosporales, Didymosphaeriaceae. Gene Ontology annotation, cellular component: membrane.